AAGGAUAAAACUUGGGUUGAUAAAAGAUCGGAAUAUGUUCAUGAAAAAUUUAAACGUAGGUUUGAAGAAUUGACCCAAGAAACAACUUCACAAGGAACUCCUCCACCAAAUGAAUUAGAUGUGUGGUGUGAGGUUGCUGGAAUAAAAAGAGGACGAGUAUAUGGUCUCGAAAUGGAAUCUACUGUAUUAUUAGGGAGACCUAAUUAUCGUGGAUCAUGUUCUUCAUCAACAGAGUGGGUUCAAAGACAUGAAUUUGAAGAAAUAAGAAAUGAAAGAGAUCAACUUCGAGAGGAAUUGGCUAAUACAAACAAAGCAGUUGAGCGCAACAACUACUUGAUAAAGCAAUUGAUGAAUAGCUUGAACUUUAAACCCAUGCCAUAUACUACAGAUCAAAUUCAUGAAGAUGGGGUUAGUGAUAAUGAUAAUGAGAUUGGUGAUAAUGAUGCUGGUGAUUUUGAUGAUGAGAUUGCUGAUAAUGAUGCUCGUGAUCAUGAUGGUGAAGAGUUAGAUGGAUAGUGAUAAGUUAAUUAAUAUGUUGCAAUUUGUUAUGACUAAAUAUAUUAUGUUUAAACUAUUUUUUUUUGGGUAUU
This is a messenger RNA of Cicer arietinum (chickpea), 590 nucleotides long. The record is from RefSeq and is a predicted model, not a curated record. Lineage: Eukaryota; Viridiplantae; Streptophyta; Magnoliopsida; Fabales; Fabaceae.